Molecule: messenger RNA, 2463 nt
Organism: Prorocentrum cordatum
Lineage: Eukaryota; Dinophyceae; Prorocentrales; Prorocentraceae
Source: the annotation of a GenBank genome assembly
AGGUCGACGAGCUGGGCUGCGAGCUCUGCGCGGAGCCGGCGCGGCGCGGCCGGGCGGCCUGCCGGCCGUUCGUGGAGAGCCCGGCCUGCCGGGAGCACCUGAAGGCCGCCGCGCCGCCGCCGGAGGGGUCCGCGGAGGCGGGCCCGCAGCGCGAGGCGCACUCGCAGAGCUGGGCGCGCAUCGACAGGCUCAUGCGCGACAUCUGCCGCGACCCGGCCCGCAGGGACCUCCCGACCUGCCAGAAGCUGCUGGAGCCCGCGUGGCAGCCCGCGGCUGCGGGGUCCGGCUCCGCGGAGGGCGCUGUCGCUGGCGCGAGGGAGGAGUGGUGCCGCGAUCCCGCGCACCACCACCUCGCCGCCUGCAAGCUUGUGCUGCACGAGGCCUGGGAGCCGUCUGACCACGCCCACGCCCACGCCCACGGGCACGCCCACGGGGCGGAGCUGCGGAGGCAGGCACACGAGCACCUGGCGGAGGAGGAACGUCAGGUGCGCGCGCUGCGGGCGAAGCACAUCGAGUGGGACGCGGCGGCCCGAGACCGCAUGGCGGGCCUGAAGCGCGAGCUGUGUUCGGACCCCGCCCGCCAGGGCUACAGCAUCUGCAAGGAUGUGCCGCGUCCGCACGCGAGCAGCGCCGGAGACAUAGCGAAGCACGAAUCCGAGUUUGUGGACCAGAUGCACAGCCUGCAGGCCCGCCACGAGGAGUGGGACCACGCCGCGAAGGACCAGCUGCGCGAGCUCCGAGAGCGGCUCUGCGCGGACCCCUCCAGACAGGGCUACGCCGCCUGCGCGCACCUGCACGGCGCGACGCCCGCGGAGGCCCACGCGGAGCUGGACGAGCGCAUGCACAAGCUCCACGACGACCACGAGGCCUGGGACCACCACGCCCAGGAGGAGAUGGCGUCCCUCAAGACGCAGCUGUGCUCGGACCCCGCCCGCAGCCACUACCCCGCGUGCGCGGGCGCGCGCGAGGCGGGGGCCGCCUCGCGCGCGCGGCUGGACGAGCACGCGCACGAGCUCCACGCGAGGCACCACGAGUGGGACGAGCACGCCCGCGGAGAGAUCGACCACCUGCUGGACCAGCUCUGCGCCGACCCCGCCCGCCGCGGCUACGCCGCCUGCGCCGAGCACCACGGGCCGGCGGCGGCGGCGGCGGCGCCGGCCGCGGCGGCGACUGGCUCGCAGCAGCCAGCGGGCGCGCGCGACCCUGGGCUCGACGCCCAGCUCCGGGAGUGGGACCGCCACUCGGCGGACCGGGCCCUCGAGAUCGGCCGCGAGCUCUGCACGGACCCGUCGCGCCGCCCCUACGCCGCCUGCGUCGAGCUGCUGCGCGCGCCGCCCGCGGCUGCCGCGGCGGCGGCGCCCUCCCCGCUGCGCGGCGGGGGCGCCGCCUCGCCGCCCGCCCCUGCGCAGGCCUCGCCCUCCUCCCUGCGGGGCUCGGCCGGGCCGCCCCCGCUGACGUUCCCGGAGGGCGGCUGGGCCAGCCUCGCCGGCGAGUCCUGGGGCGUGCCCCUGCUCUGGGGCGGGCGCGGCGGCGUGGCCGCCGUGUCGCCGAGGCAGCUGCGCCGCGAGAGGGAUGCGCAGUGGCAGGGCAGGAUCCCGAAGGUCGUGUGCGUCACCCUGGUGCCCGACAGCCCGAGCACCCUGGGCUGGCUGCAGACCACGGUCGAGAGCUUCCGCGCGCAGACCUACGAGGGCCCCAGGGAGCUGCGCCUGGUCUACCACUCGACCCACGCGGACACCGCCGAGCUCGUGAAGGCCGUGGUCGACGGAGCCCUCAUCCAGGGCCUGGCCGUCUACGGCGAGGAGGAGUUCCCCUCGACCGCGCCGUUCCGGUUUGGCGCCUGGAAGACCGACGCGGACCUGGUCGCGCGCUGGGACAUUGGCGCGUGGCACCACCCCGAGCGGCUCGCGGCGCAGGUGCGCGCCAUGGCGGUGGUGGCGCGUCCGGCCGUGCUCCUCGGCGGAGGUGGGCGCCCUGACGGCAGCCACGUCGGGGGCCAGGAGCAGACGCUCAUCGGCGAGGUUGGCUGGAUGAAGAAGCACUGGUACCCGCUCUUGGGCGGCCCGCCGCUGCUGGAGGGCCCGGAGGCCUCGCGGAUGGUGCGCCUGGACAUGCCCGAGCUGUACCUCCCGGGGCCUGCGUAGGGCCCCGUGCGCAGCAGAUGGCAGCUCUCCUCGGACAGCCCGGGGGGGGGGAACCUAACGUACCCUGGUGAUGCAAUCGCCCAGCUGGACGAUGCUCGAAAGCAUGCACGGGCAAUGCCCCCCUCCUCCCCCAAACGGGCCAUUCGCCCCUGUUUCGGCCUCCAACCCUUCCCCCCUUCGUGUUUUCCGCGUGCGCCGCGCAUACAUACUCCGCGCGUACGCGCGCAUGGCCAGCAUGCCCUGCAGACCGAAGCGUCGGCAGUGUGGCAUCGUGAGGAUUCGGGGAGCAUGGAUGUACACCCGCAUUUCUCCCUGGAGA